AUGACCUCACGGAAACUCAACGUGCUGGUCUAUACCGGCACCGGCACGACCGUCGAGUCCGUCCGCCACUGCAUCUACUCCCUCCGCCGCCUCCUGUCCCCCACCUACGCCGUCAUCCCCGUGGCCGAGGCCGCCCUCCUCAAGGAGCCCUGGCAGCCCACCUGUGCGCUCCUCGUCAUCCCCGGCGGUGGCGACCUCGGUUACUGCCGCGUCCUCAACGGCCCCGGCAACCGCCGCAUCGCCGAUUUCGUCCGCCGCGGUGGCGCCUACCUUGGCUUCUGCGCCGGCGGCUACUACGGCAGCCGCCGCUGCGAGUUCGAGGUCGGCGACCGCACCCUCGAGGUCAUCGGCUCCCGCGAGCUCGGCUUCUUCCCAGGCACUUGUCGCGGCGGCGCCUUCAAGGGCUUCGAGUAUCACGGCGAGAGGGGCGCGAGGGCAGUGCGGUUGAGCGUGAAGGAGGGGUUCGGGGGCGGGGAGGGAGAGGAGGUGUUGAGCUAUUACAACGGCGGAGGCGUGUUUGUCGACGCCGCCAAGUAUGAUGGCGUCGAGGUGCUGGCGCAGUAUGCCGAUGACAUCGCCGUCGACGGGGGAGAGGGCAAAGCCGCCGUCAUCUUCUGCAGAGUCGGUUCUGGCAAUGUCAUCCUGACCGGUCCUCAUCCCGAAUUCGCUGCCGCAAACCUCCAUCCGCAACCGCAGCUCCCCUCGUACGAGUCCCUCAUCUCCUCCCUCGCCGCCGCCGACGCCGCCCGCGUCACCUUUCUCCGCGCCUGCCUGUCCAAGCUCGGCCUCGACCUCAGCGCCGACCCGGCCGCGCCGCCGUCCCUCUCGCGCAUGCAUCUGACCUCCGCGGACCACGCCGGGGUGAGCGAGAUGCUGGCCUCGUGGGAGGAGGCCAUCACCCGCGAGGGGGAGGGUGCCGACGCCGAGGAGUACAUCCACGGCGAGCACGACGUGUUCCGCAUCGAGAAGCACUCCUCGCGCUGGGACGUCGACGGGCUGAGGGUUGCGCUGCCUGGAGGGGAGUCGGAGGCGGAGGCGGGCAUUGUCGACUACGACGGGAUCGUCAAGGUCAUCGUGCCCCACGACGAGGCGUGGCCGGACGCCAAAGAGACGCCAAGCUUCAACCACAGAUUGUUCUAUAACUCGCUCAAGGGGUAUCGUGCAAGGGAACCCACGGCGGAGACGUGGGGGGAUAGCCUCAUGUACGGUGAGGUCGUCACCAGCACCAACACCCUUAUGGAUAAGAACCCCAAGCUCCUCGCGCACCUCCCGACCGGCUUCACACUCACGGCGACCACACAGGUUGCGGGCCGCGGCCGCGGCACGAACGUCUGGGUCUCGCCGGCGGGCUGCCUCAUCUUCUCGACCGUCAUCAACCACCCGGCGCACCUGGCGGCCUCGCACCCGGUCGUCUUCAUCCAGUACAUCGCCGCCAUAGCCAUCGUCGAGGCUGUCAAGUCGUACGACGACGGCUGCGGAGAUGUUCCCGUGAAACUCAAGUGGCCCAACGACAUUUACUGCCGCGACCCCAACACGCCGGCCACGGAGCCGCCAUCGUACGUGAAAAUCGGCGGCAUCCUGUCCAACUGCGCCUACUCCCAGGGCGCAUACCAGAUCGUCCUGGGCAUCGGCAUCAACACGACCAACUCGCGGCCGACGACAUCGCUCAACGCCAUCGCGCCGGCGUCGCUGUCGGGCGGGUUCCACCUCGAGACGCUGCUCGCGCGAAUCCUCACGCGCAUCGAGGCGCUGUACGGGCAGUUCCGGCGCGAGGGCUUCUCGCGCGACCUCGAGGCGCGGUACUACGCGCACUGGCUGCACGGCGGGCAGACGGUGACGCUCGAGGCCGAGGCCGGCGCGCGUGCCAAGGUCGUGGGCAUCACGAGGGACUGGGGCUUGCUGAAGGCCGUCGAGGUGGACUCGCUAGGCAGGGAGACGGGGCGGGCGUGGGCGCUGCAGAGCGACGAGAACAGCUUCGAUUUCUGGAGGGGGCUCGUCAAGAGGAAGCUGUAG
This is a messenger RNA of Colletotrichum destructivum, 2013 nucleotides long. RefSeq names its product Putative biotin-protein ligase. The record is from RefSeq and is a predicted model, not a curated record. NCBI's taxonomy places the organism in Eukaryota, Fungi, Ascomycota, Sordariomycetes, Glomerellales, Glomerellaceae. The transcript is spliced from 5 exons. Gene Ontology annotation, cellular component: cytoplasm. Bases 1 to 2013 code for a protein of 670 amino acids. Gene Ontology annotation, biological process: protein modification process. Gene Ontology annotation, molecular function: biotin--[biotin carboxyl-carrier protein] ligase activity.